GCUUUUUCCUGGGAGGAGCCUGCCGCGCUGUCAUGAGUCUCUUCAAGUUCGUGGAUAUUGGCAUCAACCUGACAGAUCCCAUGUUCAGAGGAAUUUACAGGGGAGUGCAGAAGCAUCAAGAUGAUUUACAAGAUGUAAUAGAGAGAGCCAUCCAGAUUGGUGUUAAAAAGUUUAUGAUCACAGGUGGAAGUCUACAAGACAGUAAAGAUGCACUGCAGUUGGCACAGACAAAUGACAUGUUUUUCAGUACAGUGGGGUGUCAUCCCACCAGAUGUGAUGAAUUUGAGAAGGAUAGCCCUGAUAACUAUCUAGCAGGAUUGCUGAACCUUGCUGAGAACAACAAAGGAAAAGUUGUAGCAAUAGGGGAGUGUGGCCUGGAUUUUGACCGACUUCAGUUUUGUCCCAAAGAUACUCAACUCAAAUAUUUUGAAAAACAAUUUGAACUGUCAGAACAAACAAAAUUGCCAAUGUUUCUUCACUGUCGAAAUUCACAUACUGAGUUUUUGGAUAUUAUGAGAAGAAACAGAGACCGGUGUGUGGGCGGAGUGGUGCAUUCAUUUGAUGGUACAAAGGAAGCAGCAGCUGCUUUGAUUGACUUGGACCUUUAUAUAGGAUUUAAUGGUUGCUCUCUGAAAACUGAAGCUAACCUGGAAGUUCUGAAGUCAAUACCUAGUGAAAAACUAAUGAUUGAGACAGAUGCACCUUGGUGUGGAGUUAAAAGUACACAUGCUGGAUCAAAAUACAUUAAAACUUCAUUUCCUACCAAAAAGAAAUGGGAAAAUGGAUACUGUUUAAAAGAUAGAAACGAGCCCUGCCAUAUAAUGUGAGCACUGCUGGUCAAUACAGCACUCUGUACCGCGUUUCAACACUGAGGGAGAAAGAAAGUAAAGCAUCCUUGGCAUCAGAGGGGUCUUUAACGCUCUGGCAAACACCAGCUGUGCACCAAAAACCAAACACUUAAUUCCUACAACCUCAUUCCUUCACCUGUAAAGUAAGAAUAACACUAUCCACCUUUGAGGAGUGACUGACAGAUUAGGAAAACCUGUGAAAAUGCUUUAUAGCAGACAAAUGUAGACUGUUUACUGCUAAGAACAAAACUGCAUCUUUAUUGACACUCCCUUUCUGUGGGAAUAAGGCAGCAGAUGCUUGUACUUUUGAAGGUUUUGGUCAGGACCUCGCUACCAGCUACCCACCCACAACCCCACCAUUUCAACGGCAAGAACCCACCUAACAAAAUCUGCCAAGCGGUAAUGAUCAGAAGAAGGCCUCUUUAGAUAUGUUUAUCACUCUGAUGAUGUAGUACAGAGAGAAACAGAAAGUGAAAUAUGAAAUACUUUUAGUUCUC
Grammomys surdaster is the source of this 1345-nucleotide messenger RNA. RefSeq names its product TatD DNase domain containing 1 (gene Tatdn1). The record is from RefSeq and is a predicted model, not a curated record. Lineage: Eukaryota; Metazoa; Chordata; Mammalia; Rodentia; Muridae. The coding region runs from base 33 to 827 and encodes 264 amino acids. Gene Ontology annotation, cellular component: cytosol. Gene Ontology annotation, molecular function: 3'-5'-DNA exonuclease activity. The transcript is spliced from 12 exons.